CCGUCUGUCGGAUCACUUGGCCAUCCCAGGAGCCGACAGCACUCCCGGCGGCGGAACCACUUCAAUCCGGAGUUCCGGCUAUUCCAACAAUCACAAUUUUAUGAACCUUUAAAGUUUGUUCAGCUUAACUACGAACCCACUGAGCAGCGUUUGAUCAAUAAUCAGGCCGGCUUAUUAGAUCAGCGGCUUUGGGCGUUGCGAUUGGAAUCAUUCUUUCCGCUUACCUUGUUAGUCAUGUUGCCUUCAAUUACAGCAAGUCAUUACAAGCGCAAUCCAAAUGUAGAUACGGUAUCUGAUAUUCGUAACACGACUUACGUCAAUUCCGUCCGAAGUAUAACGAUUCCUUCUGGCACGACUUACCGAUAUGUUUUUGCCCCGCCAUCGGACACGACAAAACCAUACAUCUUGUUUGUCCACGGAUUUCCAGAGACCUCAUACGAAUGGAGUUACCAGAUCACCUAUUUUACUGAACAAGGUUAUGGUGUUGUUGCCCCCGAUCUCCUGGGCUGUGGAGGAACCGACACUCCGGGAGAUUUGACCUCCUAUGGCUUUAACAACAUGGCAGCAGAUGUUGGCAAGAUUCUCGACUACGAAGGCGUCAAGAAGGUCAUCGGAGUUUCGCACGAUCUUGGAUCGCCAUUGCUGUCACGCUUCGUUAUCAACCAGCCUUCUCGAUUUACAGCAGUCGCAUUUUUGGGCAACGGGUACUUCCCACCCGCGGCACGUGUUGAUGCGGCGGGAAUCGACUUUAUCAACGAAGCAGCAGUUGCUCGCUUUGGAUUUGGAAAGGCCAGGCACUAG
This is a messenger RNA of Colletotrichum truncatum, 801 nucleotides long. Lineage: Eukaryota; Fungi; Ascomycota; Sordariomycetes; Glomerellales; Glomerellaceae. The record is from RefSeq and is a predicted model, not a curated record.